Zeugodacus cucurbitae (melon fly) is the source of this 1482-nucleotide messenger RNA. RefSeq names its product piggyBac transposable element-derived protein 4-like. The transcript is spliced from 2 exons. Bases 1 to 1482 code for a protein of 493 amino acids. NCBI's taxonomy places the organism in Eukaryota, Metazoa, Arthropoda, Insecta, Diptera, Tephritidae. The record is from RefSeq and is a predicted model, not a curated record.
AUGGAUGAAGUUGAUGUGUUGACGCGUUUGCUUCGUAAGCUAAACGCAGCAAAUGUGAGUCCGGAAGAACGUCAGCGACUUCAGGCACAAAUUGAAGAAAUUAUGGGACAGGAGUCCGAUCCAUUUGAAACAAGUGGCGACGUAGAAGAUGAUGAAUAUUUUCCAGAUGAAGAUGACUUCGGUGAAGCAUCAGAUAUAGAACAGGAAAUCGAGUUAGAGGCUGUUCUGGAUGAAAACCAUGAUGAUAUUCACAUCUAUUACGGGUCGAAAGAUGGUAGAAAGUGGAAUUCAAAUCCUCCACCACCUGGAAGGCCUCGUUGUCACAAUGUUACAACUUUUACUCGUAAAGGGCCACUACGGGGAGCGUCACCGAGUCAUAAAGCUCUUUUCAAGCUAUUUCUGUCUCCUGAAAUCGUAAGUAUCAUUGUGCGGGAAACCUACAGAAACGCCGUUGAAGCGUUUCGUCUAUGGAAUGAAAAGCAUCCCAGUAAUAAACAGCGUUCUUGGGUAAUGACUGACGAUGACGAAAUGUAUGCUUUUUUUGGGAUGCUACUUAUUGCUGGUGUAUUCCACUCGAAUUCUCAGCCAGCGAAAGAAUUGUGGGCCAGCUACAAUAUGCCAAUUUAUAAGGCCACUAUGUCAUUGAAUCGGUUCAAGAGCUUAACUACUUUCAUCCGUUUCAAUAACAGUGGUACUCGUGUUGAGAGGUUGAAGCAAAGCAAAACUGCUGCCCUGGACGAUGUAUGGCUCAUGCUGAUGGCCAAUUUAGAGAAAGCAUACACUCCGGAUUGUCAUGUAACCGUCGAUGAACAGUUAUUUCCAUAUCGUGGGCGCACUCGAUUCACCCAAUAUAUUCCGAGUAAGCCGGCAAAAUAUGGUAUGAAAGUGUGGUGGAUUUGUGACUCUGUUUCAAACUACCAUUUGAAAGGUAUAAUUUAUACUGGAAAACCACCAGGUGGCCAGCGAGAAACGAAUCAAGGUGAACAGGUCGUUAUGAAAUUGAUGCAAAAUUAUAUGGACAGCGGUAGGACUGUUUAUGCUGACAAUUUUUUUUCAACAUACAACUUGGCAGAAAUGUUGAUGAAUCGUAGAGUGGCUUUUGUCGGUACCGUAAGAAAAAAUAAGACCUUCAUUCCGCAUGAAUUGCUUAACCCGAAGCGUGAUGUUAAAAGCACUUUAUUUUGUUAUCACAAUAAUAAUAUCGGUCUGUGCUCGUAUAUGGCAAAGCCGAAAAAGCCAGUAAUUAUGUUAUCCACUGCCCAUUACCGUCAAAGCACCGAUCCAUUGAAAGGAUUCAAGCCAGAUCAAAUUUUGGACUACAAUAAAUUUAAAGCGGGGGUAGAUACAAUGGAUCAAAUGUUGACGGGCUAUUCGUGCAAACGCUCGACAAACCGUUGGCCACUGGCAAUGUUUUGUAAUAUGCUGGAUAUUGCCGGUUUGGCCUCAUUCAUCAUCUAUGACGAGCUGAAUACGGCAAAGUAG